This is a messenger RNA of Aspergillus puulaauensis, 1803 nucleotides long. RefSeq lists its product as uncharacterized. The transcript is spliced from 8 exons. Gene Ontology annotation, molecular function: cobalt ion transmembrane transporter activity; magnesium ion transmembrane transporter activity; cobalt ion binding. Lineage: Eukaryota; Fungi; Ascomycota; Eurotiomycetes; Eurotiales; Aspergillaceae. The coding region runs from base 1 to 1803 and encodes 600 amino acids. The record is from RefSeq and is a predicted model, not a curated record.
AUGUCUGAAGCGCCAAGCUCGCCUGUACGGAGCUUGAUGACAGCCCAGGAAUACUAUUCCAGUUUUCCAAAUAAUCCUAUUAUCAGCGAGAGGUUUCACAAUAUUGACGAGGCUUCGCAUUUCCGCGAUAGCCUGGCAUUAUUGAGUGACGCCCAGACCAGGAACUUUGUACUGGAUUUUGGCAACGAGGAUGCCUGGUGUGCUGUGGAUUUGGAGACGCAAGAUCUUACUGCAUUGCUUACUCAUAAUAGGUCGAGGUGUUUUGGAACGCGAUGGAUAAAUAUAUGGGCCCCAGAGGAACAAAAAGAUCUGAUCAAGGCCAUCACCAAUUACUACGGUGUCUCCGAGCGGCUGCAAGGGCUAAUGUGCACCGAUCCAGUAACCCGGCCACCAAAACCCACCGCUCCAGCCCAACCUGCAAGGAGAAGUUUCCAAUCAAGAGGCAGCCCCAAGCUAGCACGCACCAAUGUGGACGAAGAUCUGGAAGACGGCUAUGCCAUGAAACCGUUGCCGAGCUCGGAAGAGGUCCAUGCUGCUGCCUCAUUUCGGGGGAUUACGUUUGGUCAUGUCGUGGAUCAGAUAUGGCAUUUUUGUUCUACGGAUUAUGGUCCUAGAUAUACUUGCAUUGGCUAUAAUUCUCUUUACUAUGUACCGAAACUCGAAAUGCCGAAUGGAAAGGGACUUCCAGACGGAAGGCGGUUAUGGUCGUGGCUCAUACUAUUUGACGACGGAACCGUCCUCUCCAUCCAAGAGAAUCCCUACCCAGGAAAGACGACAGCAUCAGAGCGCGAAAUGAAAGCUGUAACAGCGGUUAGCCGCCGAAAUAUACAAUUAAUAUUUGCAGGAGUAUCAAAACAACACUCUGCAACGUCUGAAAAUGACUCCUUGGUCACGAUUAGAGUGCGGCCGUUCCACGAUUCUGGCCUGGAGUAUGCAAGCAUCAAACAAGAGGAUGGCGCAAGUCUUCUUUUUUAUUAUAUAUUCGACGACUGGGUUUCGAGCUAUGCACUCGUCGCGAAGCGAGAGCAUACAUAUGGAGUUAAUCUUGAUAGCUUGAGAAGCAGCAUGCUGAAUAAACCGGUCGUUGGCCUGAUAGAUCAACUGCAUUGGCUGGGCAGGCAACUUGCGGUGCUCAAGCGUCUGUAUCAAAGUUAUGAGCUUAUUAUGACACGUAUUCUCCAGAGGCAGCGUCUGCUUCACGACGAGGCCCGCUCAAACCAGCCUAGGCUGCCGUUUGGUCAAACAUUUGCCACCGAUACCGAUAUCCAGCGGACAAUGACCAUGCAGGGCAGUUUCAGUGCAUCAGGUACACAGGAGAAUUCUGUUGGCGUCCGUCUAAAUGCACCUGCUGUCGCAAGGUUUGAGAGACUGCUUGACCGCAUCAAGCUCUACUGUCUCUCGGAGAUAGAUACUUGUUUGACGGAAAAAGAGUCGCUUACUUUUCUUAACUUCAACUUGAUCGCUCUGAAGGACUCACAGGCUGUUGAGAAGCUAACCAGGAUAACGAUCCUGCUGGCCAAGGUUACCAUAUUGUUCCUCCCCGUUAGCUUAAUGACGGCAUACUUCUCGACCGAGCUUGAGGGCGUUAAAGGAGUCUACAACCAGGUUCAGUACUGGGUAUCUUUUGCGGUGAUCAUGUUCUUGUCGGUCGUGAUGCUCGUGCUCUUUGGAUAUGUAAGUGACACCGUCGAAGGACAGACGAUCUAUCGGUCGAUGUUCCGGACAUUUUUCCGGAAGUCCAGGAACAGGUUCUUGGGCCAGGAAGAUGUACCAGCAGACCCAGGGCAUUUGCAUGAACAUUGA